This is a messenger RNA of Mauremys mutica (yellowpond turtle), 2742 nucleotides long. It is a transcript of the gene KLF4, whose product is annotated as Kruppel like factor 4. Lineage: Eukaryota; Metazoa; Chordata; Testudines; Geoemydidae. Gene Ontology annotation, biological process: regulation of transcription by RNA polymerase II. The record is from RefSeq and is a predicted model, not a curated record. Bases 398 to 1858 code for a protein of 486 amino acids. The transcript is spliced from 4 exons. Gene Ontology annotation, molecular function: DNA-binding transcription factor activity, RNA polymerase II-specific; RNA polymerase II cis-regulatory region sequence-specific DNA binding.
GCCCGGCCGCGCGGCGUGACAGUUCCGAACGGACAGUGUCAGCGCUCUGGGCGCGAGCCCCGCCCGCGAGGACACCCCCCUCCCUCGCUCACCAGCUCGCAGCAGCAGCGGCUCCCCCAUGGCAGCGGCGCGAGCAGGGAAUCCCCGGGAACCGUCUCGCGCCGCCCCCUCCUGCUGCCUCGCUGCUGCUGCUGCUGCUGCGCCGCGGCGGGACCGCUGCUAGCCCCGAGCCGCCGCCUGCUCCGGAGCGGGCCCGUCUGAGCUGUAAUUAAAGGAUAUUUGUCUUGCAAUUUUUUCAUAUUUUUGGUGGAACGUUUUUACCCCCCCCCCCCUUUGAGCCUCUCCCCAAGCUGGACUCUCCGCCGGGCUCCCAGACCGAGCAGCCCCUGGCACGUGAAUGAGGCAGCCACCCGGCGAAUUUGACAUGGCUCUCAGCGGCACGCUGCUCCCCUCCAUCGCGACCUUCGCGGCGGGCACGGCGGGCAGGGAGAAAGCCCUGAGGCAGGCAGGUGCCAGCAAUCGCUGGAGGGAGGAGCUGUCCCAUCUCAAGCGGCUCCCGCCCGGGCUGACGGGGCGGCCCUACGAGCUGCCGGCCGAGCUGGAGACCCAGGCGAGCAGCGGCAGCCGCGGGGCCAGCCCGGCGCUCAUGGCCCGGAGGGAGGCGGAGGAGCUCAACGAGCUGCUGGACUUCGACUUCAUCCUCUCCAACUCGCUCAUCCACCAGGAGCCGGCGGCCGCCGCGGCCGUGGUGGUGUCCGCCGCCUCGCCCCCGGCCAGCGCCUGCCCCUCGGCGCCCGCCGCCAGCGCCUGCCACUUCACCUACCCGCUGCAGAGGGGGGAGCCCGGCCUCCUGUACGGCGCCGCCCGGGAGCCCGCCCCCGCCGCCCCCUUCAACCUGGCCGACAUCAACGACGUGUCCCCGUCCGGUGGAUUUGUAGCCGAGCUGAUGAGGCCGGAUUUGGACCCGGUUUACAUGCAGCAGCAGCAGCAGUCGCCUCUGGGCAGCCUGCAUGGGAAAUUUGUUGUGAAAGCCACGGUGAACAUGGGGGAAUAUAACCACAUCAGUGUUAGCUGCAAGAGCAACCCGGCUGCUGGCUGCACGGACAGCCCCGGGGCCCCUUACGGCUCCCUCCCCAGGAUGUGCCAAAAAAUCAAGCAGGAGGCAGCCCCUUCUUGCACCAUUGCCCAGCCUCCUCCUGGCGCUAGCCAGCGAGCCCAGCAGCACGAGUUCCCCCUGGGGAGGCCGCUGCCCAGCAGGACUAACCCCUCCUUGGCUCCAGAGGAGAUGAUGAACAGCAGAGACUGCCAUCCUUCCUCCCAGGGCCUAAGUCACCUCUCACUGCCCCCAGGCUACCACCCUGCCCCAGGCUACCCUCCUUUCCUGCCAGAGCAGCUCCCGCCAAGUGCACUACAGUAUCAAGGUCAGUCUAAGUGUCUAACUAGUUCAGGAGAGCCUUUAAAUGUGCCUCGCUUGGUACAAGGGGUGAUGAUGCUGACUGCGCCCUCUUCACCUUUAGAGCUGAUGCCACCUGGGAGCUGUCUGCCAGAAGAAACCAAGCCAAAGAGGGGACGUAGGUCGUGGCCCAGGAAAAGGACCGCCACGCAUACCUGCGACUACGCGGGUUGCGGCAAAACCUACACCAAGAGCUCUCAUCUCAAGGCACAUCUUAGGACCCACACAGGCGAAAAACCAUACCACUGUGACUGGGAGGGCUGUGGAUGGAAAUUUGCCCGCUCCGAUGAACUUACCCGUCACUACAGGAAACACACCGGCCACCGCCCUUUUCAGUGUCAGAGAUGUGACAGAGCAUUUUCCAGGUCAGAUCACCUAGCCUUACAUAUGAAGAGGCACUUUUAAUCAAAAGCAGUGGAUCUUUCCCAUACUGCCGUAAGAGAUUCAGUAUUUACAGCACAGACUGUCUUCCACAAGAGGCUGGAGCCCAGCUAAAGCACUACAAGGAAUCAUGGUGAAGUCUUCCAAAGACAGGAAAUAAAUAGAUAAUCAAAUGCAAAUGUUGGAACUCUUCUUUUUUUAAUUAUAAAUUAAAGAAAAACAUUGGGGUCAAUGACUGGAUCUUCUAUCAUUCCAUUUCUAAAUCCAACUUGAAUAUUUCUGGACUACAAAAUGCCAAGGAGUGACUGGAAGUCAAGGAUAUCAGGGUUAAAUAGACUGCUUGUUGGGUGGGAGGGGAGAUUACACAGGGAGAUUACAUUCCCUUAAAUCUUGUUUCAAUGCAAUAUGAGAUGUAAAUGUCAUCUUGUCUUUUUUUUCCUUCUAAAAGCCAUUACUAUGUUAAAAGAGGAGGAAGAAAUUCAGGUACAGAAUUGUUUAAAAGCCUAUUUCAUGGUGCUUAGUGACUGUUGGUUCUAAAGGUACCAAAAACAGGAAGCCAAAGUUCUCAAACUGCUGCAUAUCUGACAAGGAAAUAUUUUUGUCUUCCGAUCUACAAUUGACCUAAGUCAGGUAAAUAAACCUGAUUUAUUUUUUUUAUUUUUUCUUAAGAAAAAAACUUUAUGCAGACAGUCUGUAAUGCACUGUGGUUUCAAUGUGCAAUAAUUUGUACAAUGGUUUAUUUCCAAAAAUGCCUUAAGCAGAACAAAUGUUUUCUAUAUAGUUCUUUACAUAAUAAAUAUGUAAUAUAAAUUUAAACAAACGUCUAUUUUGUAUAUUUGUAAACUACAAAGUAAAAAUGAACAUUUUGUUGGAGUUCGUAUUUUGCAUAUUCAAGUUGAAAAUAAGUU